Molecule: messenger RNA, 1905 nt
Organism: Aspergillus pseudoviridinutans
Lineage: Eukaryota; Fungi; Ascomycota; Eurotiomycetes; Eurotiales; Aspergillaceae
Exons: 3
Coding region: 1-1905 (634 amino acids)
Source: RefSeq, a predicted model, not a curated record
AUGCCUCCCAAAUUCCGCAGCUCGAUUUCGAAGAGCCUAUCGCGGCCCUCGGACAAUGGAUUGAUCUUCUACUGUCCAUCCUGCUCAAUCUGGAGACGUAGCCUGACAACGCGUCCCCGCGGCAAUGUCACUCCGCGACGAGACGAGAAACACAUUUCAUCAUCGCCAUCGAUACCCUCAGCAAAUGCGUGCCGCCGUCAGCUUGCGACAUCGACUUUGGUCAGCGCUCGGAGGAACGUGCCAGAACGGUUCAGGGAGCUGUAUGAAGCCUUGAAUCGGGUCAGGGAUGCCGCGCCGGAACAGGUCAAUAUCAGCCGGUUACAGCUUGCAUUGCGUGGGUUGGAGUCGGAAGUCCCGCUUAUCCGGGUAGCUGUCCUCGGAUUAAAUGACGCGACCGCUGCGCGCAGGCUCGUUCGUCUGCUGCUUGCUGAUCCCUUGAGUUCUCGGGAACCCUGGGAGGAUGUAUUAGAUUCUGAGGAUGCGGAUAUGUCGCGGGGGCUGCUGAUUCGAUACGGAGAAGUGACGGAGACGAUCCCUAAUGACCUCCUACCUACGAUCUCGGUGCCCUCAUCGAUCUUGAAGAAAGGCAAUAUUGAAAUUCUGGUAUCCACGCUCGGCGCGGAGACGGAGUUCUCACCCGCCCAGCUUUCCGCGGAUACAUUCCUCGUGCCCACGGUGACGAUACCCAUUUCGCAGUCCGGCCGGCACAAUGCAGUGCGCUACCCAGUCCACAGGAGUAUUGUGUGUGGCAGGGGCGUAGAUGGUCUACUCGCAUACAGCGGCUUGGUCGCUCGAUCGGACCUGAAGAAACAAGCGCGGUUGGUCUACGGAGCUAUUGCCUUGCCUGGCGCUGCCGCGGAAUCAGCUAGCGAUCGCAUAAGCUUUGUGGACCUCGACAAAGCCGAUGUCGCCUUGGCUAAAUUUCGCGAAUCCGUGCAGAACGCGUCGCUAUACGAGCAGGGGUGGCAUCAGAGUGGUGUGCAGCCGGUUGUGGAUUGGCUGUCCUCCUUGCGGGCAGAAGCAGGAGCGCUGGAUCCCUCCCUGAAGACUCUGAUUGAGGCGCUGAUUGAUUCGGCGGAGACAAGAGUGAUUACAGAGGAAAACAGGAGGAUACUGGAGCAAGAGAUCGAGUCAGUCCCUGACCACGUCCGCGAGCAACUGAUCCAAGUUGUAUCUUCAUGGGCGGAGAGGGCUCACACCGAGCUACAGAGUUCGCUCGAAGAAGGAUUCGCCAGCAAACCGUGGAAAGGCCUCGCAUGGUGGAAGCUGUUCUGGCGAGUGGACGACAUUGGCAUGAUCACGUCUGAGAUCCUGGAGAAGAAGUAUCUCUGCCGAGCGGAGAAGGAUGUGAUCUGGACUGCGGGCAAAUUUGAGCAGGCUGGCGUGCUUGAAGCACCCCGGAUUUCAACCGAAGAGGUGCCCGCCGAGCCUACGAAAGAAGAUUCGAAUAGUGCUGAGACUCGGACAACGCCAGCGCAACCAGCGGAGCCCUGGCCGACGCAGAUCAGCAACAGCCGAGCAAGGCUCCUAGACACCACUGUGCCGUCUUUGCAGGCUCUGGCGCAACGACUCGUGCUCUUCAGCUUAUCUACUACGACGCUGACAAGCGCGCUCUCGGCGUUGACAUACAUCUCGCUCCCCACUGCCUCCAUCUAUGAGACCGGCACAAUGGCCGCAGUGGGGUUGAUCUACUCUCUGCGGCGACAGCAGAAGAAGUGGGAUGCCGCCAGAAACUUCUGGGAGGAAGAAGUCCGGGAGGAUGGCCGAACCGCUCUGCGAGAGACAGAGCAGCACCUGCGCACAAUUGCGCAGGAGGGAGGAAGACGGGUUGAAGAAGACUCGCCAGCCAACGCAGCCCGUCAAAGCAUUGACCAAGCCAGGAAAGCUCUUGAAGAGCUAGAUUAA